GAACUGCUUUCAUCGGCUACCGCAAUCAAAACCCCAUCACCAUUCCAAAGAUCGAAGAGCUACUGACCGAUUUGGGCGCCUACGAGACACUGACAGUUACUACGGGUGAAGGCCCUUACGGCGAGAAGACUAAAUACGGCACGGUUGUCUUCGUACAGUACGGCGAUUGCCAGAACGCAUUGAAAGUCUUUAAAAACGACAAGGAAAUCUAUCUGAUCAGAAUGGAGCGCCCGAACAACCCCCAGAACCGCAACUGGAACCCUCGAGGUAGCUUCAACCGCAGGGGUGGUCGAAACUGGAACAACGGCAACGGCAACGGUCAUGGCAACGGAAAUGGCAAUGGCAACGGAAAUGGGAAUGGAAAUAACAACAUCAAUGGUAACGGUGGAAACAAUGGAAACUACGGAAGAGGUGGCUAUCGCAAUGUCUCUGGCCACAGAGGAUCCUUUUCAGGCCCACACACUCCCAACUCGAGUUUCAACGGCCAGAAUUUCUCCUCUCCAGGUUUCCCCUCUCCGACUUUCUCAUCUCCAAAUUCUCCUGCUCAGCAUUACAACGGAGGCAAUCAGUUUGCUCCCGGCUUUGCCAGUGGGGGUAACUUCAGUCAGGGUUAUAAUCCUAACAUCCCUCAGGCCUUUGGGAACUUGCCUCAUACGUAUCACGGCAACAACCUUCCCCAGAACUACCCGCAAGCAUAUCCACCCGCUGGAGUCAUGACUGGUGCACCUGUCUUCUACAGUCCAGUACCUGAAGGCCCACCGACAUUUGAUUAUCCUAUGAUGCCAAACCCUGCAUUUCCUUCUUUGUGUGUACCGGGCCCUUACCCUCCUGCUACUCUUCCUCCCAUGAUGUCGCAGCCCCCGACAACUGCUGGAGCUGCUCCACACAGAGCAACAACCGAAUACAAAGGGCCGUUGAUCGUUUCCAGCCAACCUCAAUAUGAUACGGAGCAUCACCGAGAGCUUUACCACAGCACCCCUGAUCAGGGAGCCUCUGGAACGGCCCCAGGUUGGAUUGAUCCAUCAACCGGAUGUUACAUGCAGCUAGAGUACCACCAAUAUCCAAUCACCACCGAUCAUCAAUACGGUCAUCCUGACAUGGAAAUGCCAUACACAGGAGGCUUUACUGGUGCGAGGACAUCUGGUUCUCAGUUGACUCAGACCCGAGUUGACCCAGCUGAUUCGGAAGAUACCGAGAGAGGACGACGCUUUAAUCGAGGUCAUCAUUCAAUCACCGAUGGGGGAUGUGACUCGCCACCAAUUCCCACAGAUACGGAUAAUACGCAAAAGAAACUCAACCUCAGUGACGCGAAGAAGCUUAUCGAGUCUCACCUUGAGCCAACUCAGACAUCAAAUGAGACUCUUGAGCCUGAGAAUGACCCAAAAAAGCCCCAGCUUGAGCCAAAGCUGCAAGGUGAGCAGACCGAGCCCCUACCUACCGAGUGCACCAACGAGCCUAGUCACGCCGUGAUUCGAGAAGUGCAUCAAGUUGAGGCGACUAGUCAAGCUGAAGAUCUUGGCACCGAGCAUGGAGAGUCUGUGUGUGGUGAAGCUGGGAAUUUGGCACUUGAAACCAGAAGCUUGGAGAGCAAUGCAACAUCCGAUGAGGUACCCGGCACCAAGACCCCAGAAACCGACGAUGAACCGUGCCAGAAUACUACUGCCAGUCCAGAAUUGCGGGAAUGUUCGGACUCUGCACAGACAGAAGCUGAGUCCCAGUUUUCUACCUCCACCGUGGUUCCUGAGGCAACAGCUGCUCCCUCCAAGCGUGACAAAGGCAAGACACCUGCGAUACCCGAAGUCAUAGACCGGCCUGGCUUAUCAAGAGCUGUAAAGACUACCCCUACACGCUCCCUUCCUCGACGCAGCAAGCCAAAAAAGCUCAAGAAAAAGUACCAGCCCAAGACUGAUACCGGCAAGAGCAUUGAGCAGUAUACUCGCGAGGUGUAUGCCGAUCGGCUUGCACAGGACCCUGACUUCAAAUUCAGUGAUGAGGGCUAUUUGGAAGAUGCUAUCGGGGAGCUUCAAGAUGAGUGGCGCCAGAAAGGGCGCAAGGCAGCAGGUCUGGAUCCCCACGACGAAAGUGCGGACGACGCCGACGAGUCCACCAACUAA
This is a messenger RNA of Penicillium salamii, 2114 nucleotides long. Lineage: Eukaryota; Fungi; Ascomycota; Eurotiomycetes; Eurotiales; Aspergillaceae. The record is from the annotation of a GenBank genome assembly.